AAUAUGUAUAAAUGCUGUAGUUAAACUUAAUGAUCAAAUCUUUUCCAAAGUGAAAAAUUGAACCUCCCACACUACCUCUUCCUUUUUGUGCUCGGACACGCGCAUUGGAGCGGGGUGGACGCUGGAGCGCGCUUUCCGUGUCUGGUUAGUGGACUGACAGCCAGCUGUGCGGCUACAACGACAACAACAACCCUCCUGGAUUCUUUUGCUCCAUACAACUAGAUUUAGUGUUCUGCUACUGAUCACAAUCGUACACUUAUAGCUAAGUUGUUGAAGUGAGGACUCGGUGAUCAUCGGCGGUAUUUCCGUGCUAAACUAAACUAGCUUAGAAGAGCAUUUCCUCCAACAUGAAUCCGUUGUGUGGCAGAUGUAAUCGAGUCGUUUACCCCACGGAAAAAGUGAAUUGUCUGGACAAGUACUGGCAUAAAGGAUGCUUCUGCUGCGAGGUCUGCAAAAUGACUCUAAACAUGAAGAAUUACAAAGGCUAUGACAAGAGACCAUACUGCAAUGCACACUACCCCAAGACAGCUUUCACCUCGGUGGCUGACACUCCAGAGAACCUCCGACUCAAACAGCAAAGCAAGAUGCAGAGCCAGGUUUGCUACAAGGAGGAGUUUGAGAAGAAUAAAGGGAAAGGUUUCAGUGCGGUCGCAGACACGCCAGAGAUGCAGAGAAUUAAGAAAACGCAGGACCAAAUCAGCAAUAUUAGGUACCAUGAGGAUUUUGAGAAGAGUAAGAGUGGAGGAGAUGGUCGUCACCAGCCGAGCAAAACCAGCCCGGCUAUUCCUUCUAGCCCAGGUAUUCCUUCUAGCCCAGGUAUUCCUUCUAACCCAGCUUUCCAGGCGCCUGCAGCGUCUCAGAACUUCCACUAUGAGCCAACUCCUGCACCAGUGCAACCGGUGGCUGCCGCUCCGCCUCCCAGUGCUGGGAAGCGGUACAGGGCAGUGUACGACUACGCUGCUGCCGACGAGGACGAGGUGUCCUUUGUGGACGGAGACGUGAUCAUAGACGUGCAGCAGAUCGACGAGGGCUGGAUGUACGGCCGCGUGAAGCGCACCGGCCAGCAGGGCAUGCUGCCCGCCAACUACGUGGAGGCCGUCAAUGAGUGAGAGGGAGAGAAAAGUAGGGAGAGAAAAAUGAGGAGGUAGAGAAAGGGAGGGAAAGAAGGAAAGGAAAAGCCCAGUGCCAUUUCAUCUUAACGCCGCUUUCUUCUUGAUUUUACUCUUGUUCCUUAAUCUGUCCUGUGAGACCCUGAACCCCCCCCGUUCUGCAUCCCUGCUCUACUCUCACUGUUCCACCUCUACCUGUCUGUCUGUCCUUCUCUCUCUUGUCUGUCUGUCCGUCUGCCUGCCUCUCUGUCUGUCUGUCCGUCUGUGCUGACGUCUGUCUCUGUUUGGAUGUCCAUCCUCUUUUUCCCCAAACCUGGCUCCACUCUCAAGUGCUUUCACAAGUGGAGGAAUGAAAGUCUUAAAAGAUAAACUGGCAGUUCAUCGCAGUAUGUCAGGGGUCAUGCCGUGUCACACAGCUCCAUCCUAGCUAUAGCACUUAAUUCUAGCACGACAUCAUGUAAACAUUAGGAAGAAAAAAAAAUGUAAAAAGUCCUUUUUCCCCCCACGAGUCAGUCACCACAGCUGCAGACAUUAUUCUGUGGAGAAAAUACGUUUGAAGUGUGGGUGGGUGUGGCAUUCUCAUAGGCUUGUUUUGUUUUUCUUUCUUUAAUUUUGCAGCGUGAUCUUGGCCAGACUGGAAACACAGUGUAGAAUCUCAGUCUAUCAGAACUAAGCUUGAAUAUUUUUGACUUGUGUACAUUCCUUUAACCUCUAACCCUGUUGCUGUUGCACCAAUCAGCCAGUUCUCAGUCUUAACAGAGAGGUUUUUAAUAUAUUUAUAGAUUGACAGACACACAUCUCGCCAUUGUGUGCUCGAGCGGGCACCCUCGUGUUCGGCACUGCAUUGUGGGCACCGUUGUGAAACUGGAAUCGUAGCCUAACUGAAGAGCACCUCCUGUCGUUGCCUUUCUACAGGAGGGAUCAGGGACAAGUUAGGGGACAUUUAUCGGUCCAUCUCUUGCAGCCACACUGAACACAUCAGCUCAGUCGGUGUGGACGUAUAGUGUGUGUACACCCUUAUUCCUGUUUCUUGCAGCCUGAAUGCCUUCAGUCCUGAGAGAAUCACAAAGUUACGGUGAUAAAAGGUUAAACUGUUUGGAGAAAGGAGAUGGGAACAGGUCAAGUCCUUCCCCCUUUUGCUAUAAAAUCACCCAAGAAAACUCAUUCAUAAAAGAGAAGGCCAAGCACAACUCUAUAUUGUGAAUCUUUUUUUUAUUUUUUAUUUCAAUUUCAUUCCACUGUUUUUUUUGUGAGUGAUCAUUCCAGUCUUUGUUUUCCAUUUAAUGUGAGAGAAAUUGUUGAAUCCUUGGCUGUGGUUAAAUGUUGUUCUCAUGCUGUUCUUCCUUUGCCUUUCUUGUUAUUGUAAGAUGCUUAUUUUCAAAAAGAAAAAAAAGAAAAAUCUGUGUAUUAAAUAAAUAAACCAGCAACAAAACAAUUUAUGAACCAAGACAAAAGUGUUUAUCUAGACGCGUGCGGCCGCAGUAUUAGAUCGGUUGUGGGAUUAAUCAACCUGCAGUUUGAGGUCAGAACGGCGCUGGCGGCUUGAUUGAGAAAUCAACUGAAUGCACGUUCAAGCCUGUUUUUGAUCAGUUGAUCUCUCUUAUGCUGUUUAAUAUUCUGGAGCUUCUAAGAAAGAGUCAUGUUACACAAUUAAAAAUACACAAGAAAUUAUUACCCGUAAUUAUUUUGAGGCUCUGGUCCCAGGCCUGUUUCCUGUAUGUCAGGGCUGAGCACUGAUGCAAGACAGGAAGCUUCUUUUUUUAUGUUAAUCUGGCAAAAUUGUCAACUAUUCUUUUUAUAUUCGACCAGUUAAUCUGCCAGAAUUAAGCAGCAUUUGGUGGGUGGUGGUCACUAAAGAAGGUUGGUUCAUAAACACAAAAUCAAGCAUUUAAGUUGCUGGCUACUACACAGAAAUGCUGUAUCAUCCCUUCAGUAGAUACUGUAUUUCUGUGAGGACCUUAUAUGAUUUAAAAAAAAUAAUAUUUGACCAUUUCUCAGUGGUGUAUAUAUAAUAAUCUCAUCGGCCCCUGACCAUACACACCUCUUCCCCCCCUCUUUUCUUGCUGUUUCAUUCUCCUGUGAUGCACUGUGACGGUCACAGACGUGAGCGAUCAGGGCGGUUUUUAAGGUGGGGUGGGUGGAAAGGGGAGGGGGCAAAACAAAUGUUAGCUUUAUUAAAAGAAACAUGGCUCUCACUAUGUAGCUAGAUGACAUUGUACAAUUGUAUAUGUAUCAUAAAGGUGAGUUAGGGAAAAUGUUUUUACAGGUCAUGGUGCUCUGGGAAGUGGCUUGCCUUCAGAUUAAAGUGGUUCAUAUUUUUUGUGAAUGUGGCUGAGGGGACGUAAUGUGACUUUUAAAAGUUGAUUCAAGUUGGUGUUGAUAAAAUUUUGAUGAGUUGUGACCGUGCUGAUCACUGAAUCAGAAAAAAAACAACAAACAGGUUUAUAGGUUGCCAAACAAAAGGACCACCCUGUAUGUACGCCUGUUUUGCAUUAACCUCAACAGGACAAGUUUAUUUGCAAAACAAAUGCUAGCUGGGGUAAAGCUGUUUUAGAGCUCACGGUUGUGUUUCUCUUGGGUAAACUGAAGAGUUGAUGGUUUGGCUUGAAGUGAAAUGAUUGCUGUUCCUGGCUUAUGAUGAUGUUUGCUCAAAUUUAAUUUAAUAACGAAGCUACUCACACAUGUAGCCUCUUGCAGAUUACAUCCAAUCCAAAACUCUCUUUAGUCUUGAGGGUGUUGAUUUUGACAGUUGGUUGUUCUGGAUGAAAUGAAAAAAAAAAAAAGUGGCCAGUGUUGUGUAAGUGUGGCUCAGGAUGGAUUUGUUAAGGCAAAGUCAAAUUUGAGCGUGUGGUGAUGUAAGUGUGCGAGGCUGGCGGCGGGGGGGGGGGGCGACAGAGGGCGGCGAUCUGAUGCUCUCAAUCUCCCCGGCUGUGAGGCAGGGCAAGUUGUUUGUCUGACCUGGAUAUUAGUCAGGAGUUAACCUCUUUGCGCCAAAUACCGCUCUUCUGCUCUGGCAUCACUCAUCUACUGAACCGUAACUUCAUAUCAUAACCCCCCGUUUCCAUUCAGUUUCUGUCUCGUAUCCUGUCCACCCGUCUGCUGAGACCUCUCUUUCCUUCAUUGUAGGCUCCUGCGCUUCAGAUGAAUCAUCCCCCUGCUUCUAUGAUACUGGUUAUAUACUGUAGACUUCGAAGAGUGAAAUCAUGUAAUCCACAAUCGGGUUUAGCAUUCAGAUCCGGUUUUGUGCAUUCCAUCUUAAAUUGUUUUGUUUUUUGUAUAAUUUUGUCAUUUUAUAAAUAAAAAAAAAUAAAGAUACCAUAUGCACAUUGACAUCCGCGUGUAUUCAAAACUCAUUCUGGAUACAUACUCCGAAUUAAGGACCUGAUAUCAUCUCAUGUUGCCCUGUUACAGAACUUCAAAUUGUACUUAUGAUUCUGCAGAUUCAAUAAAAUGUCAUUUUUUUCUCAGA
This is a messenger RNA of Sebastes umbrosus (honeycomb rockfish), 4578 nucleotides long. RefSeq names its product LIM and SH3 protein 1 (gene lasp1). The record is from RefSeq and is a predicted model, not a curated record. The coding region runs from base 348 to 1109 and encodes 253 amino acids. Gene Ontology annotation, molecular function: actin filament binding. Gene Ontology annotation, cellular component: focal adhesion. The transcript has 7 exons. Lineage: Eukaryota; Metazoa; Chordata; Actinopteri; Perciformes; Sebastidae.